Messenger RNA from Pisolithus orientalis, 738 nucleotides. RefSeq lists its product as uncharacterized. Lineage: Eukaryota; Fungi; Basidiomycota; Agaricomycetes; Boletales; Pisolithaceae. The record is from RefSeq and is a predicted model, not a curated record. Bases 1 to 738 code for a protein of 245 amino acids. The transcript is spliced from 3 exons.
AUGUUGCAGCGACGGGGCGUCGGUACCACUGUACACCGUUCCAACAUUCUACUGCAGAGUGGUAUACCCUGUCGGCUGAGAUGGGUUUUGCACUAUUCUGACCUGGCCUCGGUGACGACGGGUGCUGACCCUCAUCGCCCUAAAACUUCGCUAGGCAGCAUUCUCACCCGGUCCAGCAAUCGACCAGCCCCACCUCCUAAGCGACCGGUGCAACGACCUUUGGAUAAUGUUCGACCACGCUCAGAUGCGUCACAUCCGCCACCCUCCGUACGACCCAGCCGGAAUGCAAAUGACAGCAAGGGGAUAGAGCUACGUCAAAUACCCUCUCAGCAAUGUGUUCGGCCUGCGGUGGCUGUGGACUCGAAGGAUGAACCCCCGCACAUGCAAAACGCGGUUACAAAGGGCAGUACAAUUCAAUCACCCCAACUCGCAUCUGAGAGAGAGCAUGCUCGUGAAUUUGUGAAAGCCCCACCGGAGAGCAAGGGCGAGAACCUGCCUCAGACCAAUCUCGCUGAAUUUUUCGCACCACGGGUCUACUCAGCUCAAAAAACCAGAGGAAGGGGAGGAGAUUACUCCGGCUAUCUUCCUCCUGCGGUCACCCGCUCACUUGAUAGCCUUGGACCGUUCGAGCGCGCUCUGCUAGCCUUGGGAAGGAACAAGGACGUACCCUACGAGUCAAGACGCCGGGCGAUGGAGAUCAUCAGCCAGAGCAUUCCUAGUCGAGCGAGGAAGGCAUGA